AUGGCCCAACCAGUUAUCUUGCACCUCAGAGCAGAAACCAAGCCAUUAGAGGCUAGAGCAGCUUUGACACCAACUACAACCAAGCAGUUGCUAGACGCUGGAUUCCAAAUUUAUGUGGAAAAGAGCGAACAAUCGAUUUUCAAGGCAGAGGAGUACGCCGCCGUGGGCGCAACUAUUGUUCCAGCUGGAUCCUGGAAGACUGCUCCUACCAACAGAAUCAUCAUUGGCUUGAAGGAGUUGCCAGAGGAGAGCUUCCCUCUUCUUCAUGAACAUAUUCAAUUUGCUCACUGCUACAAGAACCAGGCUGGAUGGCAAGAUGUCUUGAAGAGAUUUGUCGAUGGCCACGGUACAUUGUAUGACUUGGAGUUUUUGGAGAAUGACCAAGGCAGAAGAGUUGCAGCUUUUGGCUUCUACGCUGGCUUUGCUGGUGCAGCCAUUGGUGUCUUGGACUGGGCUUUCAAGCAAACACAUUCUGACUCCGAGAAUUUGCCUGGUGUGACUCCAUAUGGCCACGAGUCUGAAUUGGUCAAGCACGUCAAGUCAGAAUUGGACAGUGCUCUUGCUAAGAACGGAGGCAAGUACCCAAAGUGUUUGACUAUUGGUGCUUUGGGCAGAUGCGGAUCUGGUGCUCUUGAUUUAUUCAGAAAAGUUGGUAUUCCUGAGGAUCUCUUGUUGAAGUGGGACAUGGCCGAAACCGCCAAGGGAGGUCCUUUUCAAGAGAUUGCAGACUCUGACAUUUUCAUCAACUGCAUCUACUUGUCUAAGCCUAUCCCUCCCUUUAUUAACAUGGAGUUGUUGAACAAGGCUACAAGAAAAUUGAGAUCUAUCGUCGAUGUUUCGGCCGACACCACAAAUCCACACAACCCUAUUCCAGUGUACACCAUUGCGACAGUAUUCAACGACCCUACGGUAGUUGUUGAGACUACUGCAGGACCAAAGUUGUCUGUUUGUUCGAUCGACCACUUGCCAUCUUUGCUUCCAAGAGAAGCCUCUGAGUUUUUCUCGAGAGACUUAUUGCCUUCCUUGUUGGAAUUGCCAAACAGACAUACAUCGCCAGUGUGGGUCAGAGCUAAGAAGUUGUUUGACCAUCACGUCGCUAGAUUGGAGUAG
Messenger RNA from Clavispora lusitaniae ATCC 42720, 1110 nucleotides. RefSeq names its product saccharopine dehydrogenase (NAD+, L-lysine-forming) (gene LYS1). Gene Ontology annotation, molecular function: saccharopine dehydrogenase (NAD+, L-lysine-forming) activity. Lineage: Eukaryota; Fungi; Ascomycota; Pichiomycetes; Serinales; Metschnikowiaceae. The record is from RefSeq and is a predicted model, not a curated record. Gene Ontology annotation, cellular component: cytoplasm.